Rhincodon typus (whale shark) is the source of this 795-nucleotide messenger RNA. RefSeq names its product armadillo repeat containing 7 (gene armc7). The coding region runs from base 217 to 795 and encodes 192 amino acids. The record is from RefSeq and is a predicted model, not a curated record. Lineage: Eukaryota; Metazoa; Chordata; Chondrichthyes; Orectolobiformes; Rhincodontidae. Gene Ontology annotation, molecular function: protein binding. The transcript is spliced from 4 exons.
UUUCGUUACACUGGUUUCGUGAAUUUUAUAUUAUGGAGAAGUUGGUUUACGCCGUUUACAAUUUGACUGCUUUGGUAAUGUUUCAGAGAAGAUUAGUGUUGUUUUAAGUAAUUAGUUAGAUAUGUAGUAGCAGGAUUUCAAUCAAACCGGAUUUACUCAUGAAAUAGUUCAGUAUCUCUGAACAUUUCCCUCAAUGCUAAUUGAAUUUCGGAUGAAAUGGCUAGUUCAGGUCAGCUGAGAGAAAGUAAAUCUCAAGAUCGGUUUGAUUACCUACAAGCCCUUGUUACUGAGUUUCAGGAUACUGAUAGUCAAGAGGCAAAAGAACAAGUUCUGGCGAACCUAGCUAAUUUUGCAUAUGAUCCCAGUAACUAUCAGUAUCUUCGACAGCUGCAGGUCAUUGACCUAUUCCUGGAUAUGCUUACAGAAGAUAAUGAACGAUUUGUAGAAUUUGGAAUGGGUGGUCUCUGUAACCUCUGUUUAGACAAAGAGAACAAGGAAUACAUUUUACAGAACAAUGGGGUUCAGGCAGUGCUGAACUGUUUAUCCAACCGUAAUGAGGAUACAGUGCUGUCUGCAAUUACCACAUUAAUGUACUUGAUGACUCCUUUGUCCCGGAAGGAAAUCACAGCAAUGCCAGUUGUUGAGUGCAUGCUACGGUUCUCCAUGUCUAAAAACAAACGUCUAAGUAAUUUAGCAACCCUUUUUCUGGAAGAUCUUUGCUCAUCUGAAGAGGUAGAAAAAGCUCGGAACUUGCAGAAUCACACGGCCCUGGGAAUACCACUUCCAAAAGAAUAG